Molecule: messenger RNA, 5388 nt
Organism: Cebus imitator (Panamanian white-faced capuchin)
Lineage: Eukaryota; Metazoa; Chordata; Mammalia; Primates; Cebidae
Gene: BRIP1
Product: BRCA1 interacting protein C-terminal helicase 1
Exons: 18
Coding region: 31-3669 (1212 amino acids)
Biological process (GO): nucleotide-excision repair; double-strand break repair involved in meiotic recombination
Cellular component (GO): nucleus
Molecular function (GO): hydrolase activity, acting on acid anhydrides, in phosphorus-containing anhydrides; DNA helicase activity; DNA binding
Source: RefSeq, a predicted model, not a curated record
UUAGGAAUCUGAAAUAAACAGGAAAACACUAUGUCUGCAAUGUGGUCUGAAUAUACAAUUAGCGGGGUGAAGAUUAACUUUCCUUAUAAAGCUUACCCAUCACAGCUUGCUAUGAUGAAUUCUGUUCUCAGAGGAUUAAACAGUAAGCAGCAUUGUUUACUGGAGAGUCCCACAGGAAGUGGAAAAAGCUUAGCCUUACUUUGUUCAGCUUUAGCAUGGCAACAGUCUCUUAGUGGGAAGCCAGCAGAUGAGGGCAUAAGUGAAAAAGCUGAAGUACCAUUGUCAUGUUGUUGUACAUGCCAUUCAAAGGAUUUUACAAACAAUGACAUGAACCAAGGAACUUCACAUCAUUUCAACAAUCCAAGCACACCACCUUCUGAAAGAAAUGAGACUUCAUCAGCUUGUCAAGACUCCCCUGCAAAAACCACUCUGGCUGCCAAGUUAUCUGCUAAGAAACAGGCAUCCGUAUACAGAGAUGAAAAUGAUGAUUUUCAAGUAGAGAAGAAAAGAAUUCGACCCUUAGAAACUGCACAGCAGCCCCCUGGCCACUGUUCGCGGUGCUGUUGUUCUACUAAACAAGGAAACAGUCAAGAGUCGUUGAAUACCAUUAAGAAAGAUCAUAUGGGGAAAUCCAAGAUACCCAAAAUAUAUUUUGGGACGCGCACACACAAGCAGAUUGCUCAGAUUACUAGAGAGCUCCGGAGGACAGCAUAUUCAGGGGUCCCAAUGACUAUUCUUUCCAGCAGGGAUCAUACCUGUGUCCAUCCUGAAGUAGUUGGUAACUUCAACAGAAAUGAAAAGUGCAUGGAAUUGCUGGAUGGGAAAAAUGGAAAAUCCUGCUAUUUUUAUCAUGGAGUUCAUAAAAUUAGUGAUCAGCACACAUUACAGACUUUCCAAGGGAUGUGCAAAGCCUGGGAUAUAGAAGAACUUGUCAGCUUAGGGAAGAAACUAAGGGCCUGUCCAUAUUACACAGCCCGAGAACUAAUACAAGACGCUGACAUCAUAUUUUGUCCCUACAACUAUCUUCUAGAUGCACAAAUAAGGGAAACUAUGGAUUUAAAUCUGAAAGAACAGGUUGUCAUUUUAGAUGAAGCUCAUAACAUCGAGGACUGUGCUCGGGAAUCAGCAAGCUACAGUGUAACAGAAGUUCAGCUUCGAUUUGCUCGGGAUGAACUAGAUAGUAUGGUCAACAAUAAUAUAAGGAAAAAAGAUCACGAACCCCUACGAGCUGUGUGCUAUAGCCUCAUUAAUUGGUUAGAAGCAAACUCUGAAUAUCUCGUAGAAAGAGGUUAUGAAUCAUCUUGUAAAAUAUGGAGUGGAAAUGAAAUGCUCUUAAAUUUGCACAAAAUGGGCAUCACCACUGCUACCUUUCCCAUUUUGCAGGGACAUUUUUCUGCUGUUCUUCAGAAAGAGGAAAAGAUCUCACCAAUUUAUAGUAAAGAGGAGGCAAGAGAAGUGCCAAUUAUUAGUGCAUCAACUCAAAUAAUGCUUAAAGGACUUUUUAUGGUUCUUGACUACCUUUUUAGGCAAAACAGCAGAUUUGCAGAUGAUUAUAAAAUUGCUAUUCAACAGACUUACUCGUGGACAAAUCAGAUUGAUAUUUCAGAUAAAAAUGGGUGGUUGGUUCUACCAAAAAAUAAGAAACGUUCACGACAAAAGACUGCAGUUCAUGUGCUCAACUUUUGGUGCUUAAAUCCAGCUGUGGCCUUUUCAGAUAUUAAUGGCAAAGUUCGGACUAUUGUUUUGACAUCCGGUACAUUAUCGCCAAUGAAAUCCUUUUCGUCAGAACUUGGUGUUACAUUUACUAUCCAGCUGGAGGCUAAUCAUGUCAUUAAAAAUUCACAGGUUUGGGUUGGUACCAUUGGAUCAGGCCCCAAGGGUCGGAAUCUCUGUGCUACCUUCCAAAAUACUGAAACAUUUGAGUUCCAAGAUGAAGUGGGAGCACUUUUAUUAUCUGUGUGCCAGACUGUGAGCCAAGGAAUUUUGUGUUUUUUGCCAUCUUACAAGUUAUUAGAAAAAUUGAAAGAACGUUGGCUCUCUACUGGCUUAUGGCAUAAACUGGAGUUGGUGAAGACAGUCAUUGUAGAACCACAGGGAGGAGAAAAAACAGAUUUUGAUGAAUUACUGCAGGUGUACUAUGAUGCAAUCAAAUACAAAGGAGAGAAAGAUGGAGCCCUCCUGGUAGCAGUUUGUCGUGGUAAAGUGAGUGAGGGUCUGGAUUUCUCAGAUGACAAUGCCCGUGCUGUCAUAACAAUAGGAAUUCCUUUUCCAAAUGUGAAAGAUCUACAGGUUGAACUAAAACGACAAUACAAUGACCACCAUUCAAAACUGAGAGGUCUUUUACCUGGCCGUCAGUGGUAUGAAAUUCAAGCAUACAGGGCCUUAAACCAGGCCCUUGGUAGAUGUAUUCGACACAGAAAUGAUUGGGGAGCUCUUAUUCUAGUGGAUGAUCGUUUUAGGAAUAACCCAAGUCGCUAUAUAUCUGGACUUUCUAAAUGGAUACGGCAGCAGAUUCAGCACCAUUCAACCUUCGAAAGUGCCCUAGAGUCCUUGGCCGAAUUUUCCAAAAAGCAUCAAAAAGUUCUUGAUGUAUCCAUAAAGGACAGAACAAAUAUACAGGACAAUGGGUCCACACUUGAAGUCACCUCUUUAAUGGACAGUACCCCAACUUAUUUAUUGGAAGCAGCAAGUUAUCUAUCACCAGAAAAUUUUGUGAAAGAUGAAGCAAAGAUGUGUGUCCAGGAACUACAGUGUCCUGAAAUUAUUACUAAAAAUUCACCUCUACCAAGUGGCAUCAUCUCCAAAAAGGAGAGAAAUGAUCCAGUAUUCCUGGAAGAGCCUGUCCAAGCAAUGAAAGCAGAAAAAAUUGUGAUUUCCAGAUCCACAAGCCCAACUUUCAACAAACAAACAAAGAGAGCUAUUUGGUCGAGCUUUAAUUCUUUGGGACAGUAUUUUACUGGUAAAAUACCAAAGGCAGCACCUGAGCUCGAGUCAUCAAAGAAUAGUGCCUCUAGUCCUCCCAGUUUCAAAACAGAAAAGAUGGAAAGUAAAACUGUUUUGCCAUUCACUGAUAAAUGUGAAUCCUCAAACCUGAUGGUAAAAACAUCGUUUGGAUCAUGCCCUCAAUCAGAAACCAUUAUUUCAUCAUUAAAGAUUGAUGGAACCCUUACUAGAAAAAAUCAUCCCGAACAUCCUCUCUGUUCUGAAGAAGCCCUAGAUCCAGACAUUGAAUUGUCCCUAGUAAGUGAAGAAGAUAAACAAUCCACUUCAAAUAGAGAUUUUGAAACAGAAGCAGAAGAUGAAUCUAUCUAUUUUACACCUGAACUUUAUGAUCCUGAAGAUACAAAUGAAGAAAAAAAUGACCUAGUCGAAACUGAUAGAGGAAAUAGAUUGGCUGACAAUUCAGAUUGCAUUUUAGCUGAAGACCUUUUUGAAAUUAGAACUAUAAAAGAAAUAGAUUCAGCCAGAGAAGUGAAAGCUGAGGAUUGCACAGAUACAAAGUUGAAUGGAAUUCUGCAUAUUGAAGAAAAUAAAAUUGAUGACAUUGAUGGUAAUGUAAAAACAACUUGGAUAAAUGAAUUUGAACUGGGAAACACUCAUGAAAUAGAAAUAAAGAACUUUAAACCAUCUCCUUCCAAAAAUAAAGGUAUGUUUCCUAGUUUUAAGUAAUAAUACUUAACUCUCAAGCUGUCAACAUAUGUCAUCAUGCUUAUGUUAAACUCUGUUGUAAGAAUUUGUACAUUGAAUAAGUGGCAUACUUUUUAAAAAACUAUUUUAUAUUCAGAAAUGUAAAUUUUAUUCUUGAGUUUUGAUAAAGUAAUUCAUAUAAAAUAUUUUCCUCUAAUAAGUCUUCCUUAGCUAAAUGCAAUUUAAAAUUAAAGAUAUUUAGAGUUUUCUGGGGCACUUUCAGUUUCAUGUAAGUAUUUAUAUUAGGUGGUUCUCUUCAUCCAUUGGUUUUCAUAGUGAUACAUACAUAAAAUAUAUUUGUUUAUUAUACUGAUAAAUAGCAGUCUAAUCUAGUCACACCUCAGUCAUAUUUCACUAUAGAUUUUACCUCAAAUCAGUCCGAGGCUUUUUUAGAGAUCACCUUUUGUCUUGGAAUGUUUAUUUCUGCCUACUUAUAAGUAAUUAAGAGAAAUUAAGAAAGUAGUAUGCAUUUUUAAUUGAAAUUGUUUUACAUUAUUUGUAUAGUAAACUAAAAUCAAACAUGUCAUAAACAAAUUGAUAUAAAGAUAUAAAAUGACAAAUGAAGUAUUCCAGAUUUUCUAUUCCAAUUAUUUAGCUCCAUCAUCAUUGUGGAAAAAAAUAUUAGAUCCUGCCUAGUAUUAUAUUUUCUCUAGUGGAUCAGUGAGUAACAAGUACCAAACGCUAGAUUAGAAGGUAAUUUCUACAUUAUUUAGAAAUGGUGAAACAAUUUCUCCCCUCUGGUAUUGUUCUAGUGUAAGCUUUAGUUAUGCAAUGAUUAAGAUAGAAAACUUUAUAUAUAAAUUUGAUAAGCAAACCCACAUUUAUAGCUGCAGCCAAAGUAUGUUUCCUUAGAGCAUAGUAAUCCCUUCUGUGAAUUUUGACCUUGUUUGUGUUUUUAUGAAUGAAGCUGUAUGUCUGAUCAAAAAUGAUUAUAAAAGAUGCUCAUCUCUGACAUCAUUCCAAAAAUACAUUCACUGAUCUUUUUCUAAGAAACAUCCUUUAUUCACUGGGUAUUAGGACUUUUUGUGAGUAAUUUGAGUUGAAAUUUUAUGAGCUACUCAAGAGUUUUGUAUAGCCUAUUAUUUUCAAGUCAAAAUUCCCAGUAAGGAUUUAUUUUACAUUUCAUUUGGAUAAAUGAAUUAUUAUGUAGGCAUGUAUUUGCUUUCAUUUUGAGACAUUUAGAUUUAUACAGCUUGUUUCCAUAGUAUUUGAUGUUACAACUCUAAGCAUAGUUCAAAGACAUUUAAAUUGACAAUUUACCAGUUAAAGAAUUUAGAAUAUGUUAGAUCCCAUCUAGUAUUAUAUAUUUUUUCUAGUUGAUCAUUGAGCAAUAAGUACCAAAUACUAGUUUAGAGGGUAAUUUCUACAUUGUUUUGAAACAAUUUAUCUCCUCUGGUAUUGCUCUUAAACCACAGAUAGGGAUAGAAAGGUAGUGGAACGCAUGAGUACCUGGUAGAAGACAAGAGACUUGAGCUCUGUACUUGGCACUGCCUCUAAUUUGGUAAGUCACAUUGGCAAUCACCACACCCUUCAGGGAAUUAGUUUCAUCUGUAAAAUGCAGAAGUUAGUACUUAUAAAAUCAUACAAAUUUCUUUGUGCUUUAAGAAUCUAUAAUUUAAAGGAAUGUCUGCUGAUACUAUUCUGAGUCAAUUUUCAUUUGCUUUUGUUCCAGAAUGCUUAAAAUAAAGCAUAGUAUUUCAU